CAGUGUUGGGAGCCCGAGGCGCCUUCAGCCAAAUUACUGAAGUUCAGAGGAAGUGACGGGGAAUACAUGAGCUUUAAGAGUUAGUAAACUAUAGAAGGACAGUUUUCGUGUAUAAUUAAGUCAGUGUUUUCCGAAUAUCUAGGCAAACGUUAGAUAAAAAUACAAUUUUUGAUUGAAGCGCAAUUUGUUUUGCUUUGAUCAUCGAGCUAUAGUUUACCAACUAGCUUAUUUUAUAAACGGGCAUUAACGUUACCACUCUAAACAGUAGUUUGCAUUCGUUGUCCACAGUUUUGUUAUUUGUUUAAAGUCAUUUACUUUGACGAUAUGUCCCAUUGUUGUGUUAAAUGAGUUUACAUUCUUAUUGUCUUUUGUAAUGAACGCGAGAGUGACUUUACCGGCUUCAGUCCAGAUAGCGUUUGUCGUGUUUACUCUGGUAUUAUCGGUAAGUGUUUGCUCACAGUUGACGGUUCUUGUUCGUCUUAACGAUGGUCAAAUAACGGAGGAGCUAUUAGAGGCGGAUAGUGAGAAGGACAUCAUAACAGUGGAGUUCAAGCAGGCAGACGGGAAUCUCAUCACAUUCCUGUCUGAUUUCAAGCGCCGUGUGAAGAUCUUUCGUGCACUGGUGCUUGGGGAGCCGGAGAAGGGCCAAUCACAGUACCAGGCCCUCUGCUUCAUCUCACAUUUGGAUCAUGGAGAGCUCAUCCCCAGUGAAGCCAUGGCUAGACUCAGACAGGUCCAAAUUUUAAAAAAUUUAAAGCACCAUCUGUGUGUAAUAGAGACAGAGAGAGAGAGAGUAAAAAACCCUCAUGUGGUGCGGAGUGCGGAGGAGAGACAUGGUGUGGAACGGUUCACUAUGAACGCGGUGCUCAAUAUGAGUCGCUCCUGGUACCUCAGUACUCACAUACGUAAUGUGUGCAGGGAUGCACGAGACCUUGUGUACACACGGCAGCAAGAUGUCAAGCACUGGCUGGACAAAGGGGUUGAAGGUUCAAUAUUUGAGGUCUUUCCUCAGAGUCUGAAUGUGACUGGCUUGCAGAGCUGCAGCUCCACAACAGACCCAUGGCAGCCCUGCACUUGCACUUAUAGGUUAAACCUGGAGUGGUUCCCCUGCCAGCUGAAGUACUGCCGGGGUCAGGGGCCCAACCCCUACAAGUGUGGCAUUAAGAGCUGCAGCAAGGGCUACUGGUUUGACUUCUAUAUACCCUAUAAACAGCUGUGCCUUUGGGAUGAUGACACUUAGUACAACCUGAGAGAAAGGAAGGUUGUUUUUGUUUUGUUUUUUUUAAUGGAAACAUACUUUUGUAAGGUACUCUACAAAAAAUCAGAAGUUUACUUUUACCUCAAGGAACCAUUUUGAUAAUGAGAUUAUCUAGAAAUUACUUGUGCACUUCAUUGUAUUGAAAGCAACUAAACAUUUGGUCCCAACAGGGAACUUUCUCAGACUUUUAUGCAUUGAGUCAAAGAAUGGAUAUUUUGAUAUGAAUUUGUCAAGCCAUUUGUCUUUUCACUUUUGGGCAUCACUACAAUGAUACCUCAGGGCAGAAAAUGCUGUUUUAAUGGUUAAGUUGUACGUUUAGUUCUGUCUUGUUUUCAUUCUGUUAAGUUUUUACAUUGCUGACUGAAUUUUUACAUGUUAAAAUAUUUGAAUGGUAAAGUAUUAGCUUUCCUGAACAUUCUUUGUUGAGGAUAUAAUUAGUAUAAAGGAGUGUAUUUUGAAAAUAUUCAAAUCCUAUUGUACAAAAUGUUUACAAUAUGAUGUCUGAAUGUGCUUGUUUUAGUUUUCCUGUUUUAGUUUUAGCUGUUAGUUUAGGUUACAACUUUAUUAUUCUUUUUUUGUUUUACCAUGUUGCCUUCACUUUGUUGUUUGAUAAGCUGAUGAUUAUGUCUACUGCAUUGUCUUGUCAUGCAAUAAUCUGCAACAGUUUGACUGCUGCAAAAUAACAUAUUUGACUGUUUACAAUAUCAUCAUACACGUUUUCAAAACAAUUCACAUUUUUGUUCUCUGUUUAUGAAGCUAAGAGUAUGAAGCUGUAACAAAAAGCCUAAGUGGCAGCUAAGACAUUGUCUCUGAACAUAUUGUAAUGUCUAUUUAUUGCAAAUUUAUUCCGUAGAUGCCAAAUUUCUUAUUCUCAGCUAAGAUGCUCUCUAUAGCCAUGACUAAUUCUAAUUUACAUUUCAAUUGCAGCUGUCUUGUGAAGAGUCUUUUGCUUUGGUUUGUGAUAUACAACAUGGAUGUUUGAGCUUCGGUCUGGCCAGGCGUUCUGAAGAUAUGUCCCUCUAUUCUCAUCUCUUGUUCUCUGCUUUCUUGUGCCACCAUCUUGAUGUCAUUUUCUAUCUUCUCGGAUUUAUAGCUCUGUCUUUUUUUUUUUUUUCCCCCAUAAAAUAUUUGCAUGAAGUAUUUGUAAUGGGUCUAUUUGGUUCUGUAUGCCAAAUCAUUUCAACAUAACUGUACAACCCAAAUGAAGAAGAGGGAAAAAAGCCAAAGACUGUGUUGUGUUGUACUUCCAAUGUUGGGGAAAGUUACUUUAAAAAGAAAUGCAUUAUGAUAUUGUGUUACUCCUUUAAAAAAGUAAAUAUGAAAAGUGAAAAAAUGAAAAGUAAUGCUUUGCAGUACAUUUGCGUUAGUUUUCUCAUCUGGGCUGGGCUUUUUUUGU
Messenger RNA from Megalobrama amblycephala (Wuchang bream), 2654 nucleotides. RefSeq names its product OAF homolog b (Drosophila) (gene oafb). Lineage: Eukaryota; Metazoa; Chordata; Actinopteri; Cypriniformes; Xenocyprididae. The coding region runs from base 374 to 1240 and encodes 288 amino acids. The record is from RefSeq and is a predicted model, not a curated record. The transcript has 4 exons.